CGCCCCCGCUGCUACAUGGCCGACACCUGUCUAGUCUGGCUCCUGGGCCUGGCUCUCCGCCUCUCCCUGACCUCCUGCCAGAAGAUGAACUCCGCCAACAAGCCCCCCACGGUGACCACCAACUACGGCAAGUUGCGAGGGCUCAAAAAGGACCUGAACAACGAGAUCCUGGGGCCAGUGGAGCAGUACCUGGGCGUGCCCUAUGCCACCGCGCCCAUCGGAGACCGCCGCUUCCAGCUGCCGGAGGCGCCUGGCUCGUGGCAGGAGAUCCGCAACGCCACAGCGUUCGCCCCGGUGUGCCCGCAGAACGUGCACGGCGUGCUGCCAGAGAUCAUGUUGCCGGUGUGGUUCACAGACAACCUGGAUGUGGCAGCCGGCUACAUCCAGAACCAGAGCGAGGACUGCCUCUACCUCAACGUCUACGUGCCCACCGAGGACGGUCCGCUCACAAAAAAACACGAUGAGUCUACAAUGAACAGACCGAGAGAUGAAGACAUCCGUGACCGUAGGAAGAAGCCAGUGAUGCUGUUUAUCCACGGAGGCUCCUACAUGGAAGGAACCGGAAACAUGUUUGACGCCAGUGUCCUCGCCGCCUACGGCAACGUUAUCGUGGUCACUAUGAACUACCGCCUGGGCGUCCUCGGCUUCCUGAGUACAGGCGACCAGUCAGCCAAGGGAAACUAUGGUCUGUUGGAUCAGAUCCAGGCCCUGCGUUGGCUCAAUGAGAACAUCGGCCAUUUUGGGGGCGACCCUGAGCGCAUCACCAUCUUCGGCUCCGGGGCGGGGGCGUCCUGCGUCAACCUGCUCAUCCUCUCUCACCACUCCGAGGGGUUGUUCCAGAGGGCCAUAGCCCAGAGUGGCUCAGCCAUCUCCAGCUGGUCGGUCAACUACCAGCCCCUGAAGUACACUAAGAUCCUGGCCCGGAAAGUGGGCUGCAGCCACUCAGAGACAGCAGAAUUAGUGGACUGCCUGAGGAAGAAGAACUUCAGGGAGCUGGUGGAUCAGGACAUUCAGCCGGCCCGUUACCACAUCGCCUUCGGACCCGUGGUGGACGGAGACGUGGUGCCGGACGACCCUGAGAUACUCAUGCAGCAGGGGGAGUUCCUGAACUAUGACAUCCUGAUAGGAGUGAACCAGGGAGAGGGGCUGAAGUUUGUAGACGACAGUGAAGACAACGAUGGGAUCUCAGCUGCAGCAUUCGACUACACUAUCUCUAACUUUGUGGACAAUCUCUACGGCUAUCCUGAGGGUAAGGACAUCCUAAGGGAGACCAUUAAGUUCAUGUACACCGACUGGGCCGACCGUGACAACGGAGACAUGAGGAGAAAAACCCUCCUCGCCUUAUUCACGGACCACCAGUGGGUGGCGCCGGCGGUGGCCACGGCCAAACUGCACGCCGAGUUCCAGUCUCCCGUUUACUUCUACACCUUCUACCACCACUGUCAGACGGAGACGCGGCCGGAGUGGGCGGACGCGGCCCACGGGGAUGAGAUCCCCUACGUGUUUGGGGUGCCCAUGAUCGGAGCCACCGACCUCUUCCCCUGCAACUUCUCUAAGAAUGAUGUCAUGCUCAGUGCUGUAGUCAUGACAUAUUGGACUAACUUCGCUAAGACGGGGGACCCCAAUCUGCCAGUUCCUCAGGACACCAAGUUCAUCCACACCAAGCCCAACCGCUUCGAGGAGGUCAUCUGGACCAAGUUCAACUCCAAGGACAAGCAGUACCUCCACAUCGGUCUGAAGCCCCGCGUCAGGGACAACUACCGAGCCAACAAGGUGGCCUUCUGGCUGGAGCUGGUCCCUCAUUUACACUCCCUCCAUGAAGUCCUGAACCCCACCACCACCAGGCUACCUCCAGGCAGCACUCGCCCCCCCGGGGGCCCCUGGAAGCCCAAACCCCGCACCACGGGCCACCCCUACCCCACCUUCCCCGACCCCGUGGAGCCCUACGGAUCAGAGCGGCCCAGACUGGACCUCUUCCCCGGUGACACGCGGGAUUAUUCCACAGAGCUGUCGGUGACCGUGGCAGUGGGGGCGUCGCUGCUCUUCCUCAACAUCCUGGCGUUUGCCGCGCUCUACUACAAGCGGGACAAGCGUCAGGAGAUGCGGCGCCACCGGCUGUCUCCGCAGCGCCACGGCGGGCCUGCCAACGACCUGGCGCACAGCCAGGAGGAAGAGAUCAUGUCCCUGCAGAUGAAGCACUCGGAGCACGACCCGCACCACGACAUGGAGCCCCUCCGGCCCCACGACAUCCUGCGGCCCUCCUGUCCGCCCGACUACACCCUGGCCCUGCGGAGGGCCCCGGACGACGUGCCCCUCAUGACCCCCAACACCAUCACCAUGAUCCCCAGCACCAUCACCGGCAUGCAGCCCCUCCACCCCUUCAACACCUACCCAAGCACCGGCCACAACAACACCCUGCCCCACCCCCACUCCACCACACGCGUAUAG
Salvelinus namaycush (lake trout) is the source of this 2448-nucleotide messenger RNA. It is a transcript of the gene nlgn2a, whose product is annotated as neuroligin 2a. The coding region runs from base 16 to 2448 and encodes 810 amino acids. Gene Ontology annotation, biological process: presynaptic membrane assembly; neuron cell-cell adhesion; modulation of chemical synaptic transmission. Gene Ontology annotation, molecular function: neurexin family protein binding; signaling receptor activity. The transcript is spliced from 8 exons. Gene Ontology annotation, cellular component: synapse; cell surface; postsynaptic specialization membrane. The record is from RefSeq and is a predicted model, not a curated record. Lineage: Eukaryota; Metazoa; Chordata; Actinopteri; Salmoniformes; Salmonidae.